AUGGAGUGCAGGAAGUUCCAGAUUGCCAUUCUUUCAGCUCAAGGUCUUGAGAACGUCCGAGAAAUAUUCAGAAUGAAAGUCUACGCCCAGCUUUCAAUCCCCGGCAAUCCCCAAAUAAAGAGAGAAACCCCAGUGGACACAGAGGGGGAGACCAACCCCGCAUGGAACUCCACCAUUAGAUUCACAAUAGGCAAUCAGGCAGUCGAACACCAAGGCGUCGUGUUCGUCAUCAAGCUAUACUGCAGCCGGGCCCUAGGAGACCGGUACAUCGGUGAGGUGAGCCUAUCUUUCAAGGACCUGUUUGAUGGUGCCGCACCCACCAGCCAAGGCCGCAGCAGCGGUAUUGUAAGUUACCCAGUGAAAAAGGGUGGAGCGGAUUCACAGGGGGUAUUGAACUUUUCAUACUCUUUUGGGGAUAUAGUGAUGGUUAAGAAACCAUCCCUUUUCUCGACCAGAAAUUUGGCAGUUGCAGUUAACGGCGUCGCUAAUUUCCAAAACCCCGACUUUUGCUCUGUGGAGUGGGAAACGGAGAUUAUGAAUUUCAGACGACGUCGAAUUCUGCCACAACAGAAUGAAACGGCGGCGUUGCUGACUUGCUACAGUGUUUUCUGA
Vitis vinifera (wine grape) is the source of this 612-nucleotide messenger RNA. Its product is annotated as protein SRC2. The transcript has 2 exons. NCBI's taxonomy places the organism in Eukaryota, Viridiplantae, Streptophyta, Magnoliopsida, Vitales, Vitaceae. Gene Ontology annotation, biological process: defense response. The record is from RefSeq and is a predicted model, not a curated record. The coding region runs from base 1 to 612 and encodes 203 amino acids.